This is a messenger RNA of Pseudovirgaria hyperparasitica, 2016 nucleotides long. RefSeq lists its product as uncharacterized. The transcript has 4 exons. The record is from RefSeq and is a predicted model, not a curated record. Bases 1 to 2016 code for a protein of 671 amino acids. Lineage: Eukaryota; Fungi; Ascomycota; Dothideomycetes; Acrospermales; Acrospermaceae.
AUGGCCGAUCAGCUACGACGACUGGUAAAGAAUCCAACUCGCAACAAGCAUCCUACCCAGCCUCAGGAUGGCGACAAAGUCAGCGAUUCCGGCUCUUCAUUCAGUCCUGCAUUCUCGCCUCUCCCCGCCCCUCCACGCGUACGACCGACAUUUGGCAGCCGCCUCUCAAGCAUGCUUGGGAGCAAGAAUGACAGCGCUCCUAAUAACUCAUUCGCGGAGGAUCUCAAUUUUUCGUUCUCGCCGCCUGUAGAUGAGUUUGCAAGAAUCGACCCUAUGGACCUGAUUGAGGAUAUCAUGUCCAUACUUUUCACAGAAAUCUCAAAGCCAUUGUCACCCAAAUACAACGGCUCCUUGUUCAAGAUUUUUGAAUCAUUCCGGAACAUGAAGGUGGAGAAUGAUAAAUUUAAAGCUCUGAUCGCGGAACUGCAAACCCAGCUCAAGGAGUCGAAUCGGCUAAGACAAGUGGCCGAGAACCAGUACGCAGAAGAAGAAGAUGGAUUCAAGAGAGAAAUCAAGCGUUUGGAGCUCAUUAUUUGCAAUGGACCUCAAGCUGGAGGUAUAUCCGGGGUCAUGCACGCUCGCCAAAACAGUGUCAUCGAUCGAACACGGAAGCACAGAUACUUGGCACUUGAAGCUGAAACAUUGCCCUUUGGAGAAGAUGAUUCCUGCGACAGUAGUCAGGACAGGAAGGGUCGACAAACAUCAGUGCGGGGAUCUCACGCAUCCGUUGCAGGUGAGGUAGAACUAUCUCGUCGAUUCUCAACAUUCAGAGCUCCUGCCGACCCUACAUUCAUCGUCGGAACACUACCAACUUAUAAGUCCACUAAUCCACUCGUGGAACUGGACCAGGUACAUCUACUCGAAAAGGCUGUGAACAAGGCCGAUGAUGACGGAUUCAGUUCCGACGGUGACUUGCUCCCGGACGAGAUUGCCGAACGUAAUCUAGACAUGACUCCGCAGCAGGCUCAGUUGGCGGAAAAGUUAGCCAUCAGUGAGCUUGCAUCGCUUAUAGCCCGACGGAAAGAUCUGCCAGUAGAUCAGAUCAUCUCCACCAUGCUUGAGUUUCUCGAAAACGGGGUAUUGGGCAGUGAGAAUGGGAACGCGGAUGUCGCCAAAACAUUUCGAGGAUCAGGCGGCAGAUAUGACAAUCGGUCCACCAGCAGUUUUCAGACGCAACGCAGUCGGCCAUUCUCGUUUAUCGCAGGGGAUGAUGAUAAUGGCUUGCAUGCGCGCCCGCAUCGCGUGAGCGGACCAGGAUGGCUGGUUCCAAAUGCACGGCGCACUCCAACCAUCUCGGAACACCCAGGCCCUGUGCAGGAAGAGACGAUUGAAGCUCCUUCUUUGAGCCCAGGGAGGCCUCUUCUUAUAUCGGAAAAGUCCAAGAUGCCCAGUCCUGCCGGUACGAGCCACACCAGCUCCCGAAGAGCGAGCCCCGGAUCUUCCCCUGCACAGACGUCUAGUUCCAUGAACUCUUUCAGCAGACAAGAAUCAUACCAAAGUUCAAUCAAGAGCACUGUAACGACGAUGCGUCAUGGAUCUACGAACGAGUCGAGAAGAAGCUCGAAUAGCGGACACAGUGACUUGAGCUAUACUCGCCUUCCAGAGAAACGUGCUAAUCUGACAGGCAAUGCCGCCGCGCUGGCUGCAGCUCGAGCGGCCGGUAGAAGCAGUAGUGGCGGGGCCAAUGGCAAGCACAAGGACAAGCAUGGUGAGAAUCAGCAGCCGCCAAGAAGCGAGCAGCCACGGCACAAGCACCGAAGCAGCAUUACUUCCAUUAAGGCAGGCGACUCGAUGGGGAAAUAUGAUUACGAGCGCGAAGAAGUGGAUCUUGACUCGUACCUGAUGCUGCCUGACUGUGACGCCACAUUUGCCACCGCUGCAUCGAACAUUCGAAGCCGACAAGGAGUACGCGUCCCUGAGAGAAGAAAGAAAGACAACGAUGAAAGAUCUACACUGCUACCCAGGCCUAGACCUGUGGAUGUUAAGUCGGAGCGACCUGAAUGGAUGGAUAGGUAG